Messenger RNA from Saccharomycodes ludwigii, 2568 nucleotides. It is a transcript of the gene EAF1, whose product is annotated as Eaf1p. NCBI's taxonomy places the organism in Eukaryota, Fungi, Ascomycota, Saccharomycetes, Saccharomycodales, Saccharomycodaceae. Bases 1 to 2568 code for a protein of 855 amino acids. The transcript has a single exon. The record is from RefSeq and is a predicted model, not a curated record.
AUGUCUUCUUUUAAAGAGUUACAUAUUCAAGAGUUAAAACUAAAUGAUUUGAUAGAAAAAAGAAAAGAAUUAUUAAUUCAAUAUUAUAAAGAACAACAAGAUCAACAUCCGAGCAUUGAUAUAGGUAAAAUUAUCACUUUAGAUCAAUACAUUUCCCAUUAUAAUAUUAAAAAUAUUUCCGACUUUAACAGUUUUGAUAUAAACUUUUUGAAAAGAAAAUUACCUAUCGAAGAUGAAAACCAGAAACCUUUAGAAAUUACAACUAAGAAAAGAAAAACCAACAUAUUUUCAGAUGAUGAUUUGUAUAAGAAACGUCUAUUAGAGAAAAGUAUAAUUCAACUUUCCAAGAAUAACUUUAAAAAAAAUAAAACAAAUAAUACUACUAGAUUAACUUACAAGAGAUUUACACGAGAUGAGCUAAACACAAAAGAGUCUAUUAUUUUAUUAAUGAAAAACGAAAUACCUUCAAAAGUACCAAGGUCUAUUCCACUAGCAGAGUUAAGAUAUUUAACUUCAACAUUACCGCUAUCAAAACUAUUACCAAAGUCGCAUAAAACCUUAACUACGGACAUUUGGAAUACAACUUUAAAUGAAAGUAGAAUUUCGGUGGUAAGUUCUCGUAUUGAAGAAUUGAGAAGAAAUAAUAUGUGGUCCUUAAGACAACCUAAAAAAUUUAUAGAUAAUUUGCCCUUUUUCGGUGUAAGAAAUAUUGUUACACAUAGACAGAGAUUGUUACAGGAGGGUAAAUGGUGUCAAAUGGACUUUAAAGAAUUACACAAAUUAAAAAUGGCUAAAUGUGUUUUUAUUGCCGAUUCUAUAAAGGAGUACUGGCUAAUGGGCAAGGAAAAAUGCUGUGUUAAAAGACUUAAAAGAAAUGAAGAACAAAUUAAUGAUAAAUCUAAAGCUGAUUCCAGUCAAAUUAAUAUCUUCAAAUACCAAAUUUUUGAUGAUGAUCUAAGUGAGUUAGAAAAAGCAGUUGUUGAUAACCUACCACUAUAUGAACCUUUUGAUGAAAACAUUAAAGAGCAAAAUAUAGAGUUUGUUCCAAUAUCCAAAACAACUAUAACUUUAGAUGAUGAUAAGUUUAUGAAGCUAGUAGAAAAAGAAGUUAUAGAUUUGGAUACUUCCUUGGAAGCGUUAAGCAAAAGAAGAGGGUUAUUUGGAAGUAACAGUAAUAGAAGAGGCCAUUAUUUAAGACCCCCAGUACCGCCACCCUUAGAAUUGUUACCAUUUAGGACCCCAACUUUAUGGUUACCUCAAGAUGAUCAAUUAUUGGUUUCUUUAAUAAAUCAGUUUAAAUUUAACUGGGACAUUGUUAGCUCUCAUAUGUCUGUUAAUACUACAAAUGGAUACUUAUCUAAUACAGAAAGAAGAACUCCUUGGCAAUGUUUUGAAAGAUAUGUUCAGUUAAAUGUUAAGUUUGAUAUCAAUGAUUUAAGAGGAACACGUGCACAUAUGACCUAUUAUUGGUUGGUGCAGGCCCAUAAGCUGCAACUAAAAUUGAAAAGAAGAAUAUCACCAUUAGGUGUCACGGAAGAUAGUAUUCAAAGAGGCCACAGACGAUUAAGAUGGGCAAGUAUGUUUGAGGCAAUGAGAAAAGUUAUUAAGAAAAGGGAAAAUGUUCCUAAACCAAAUCCACAGCAAUCAAGGAAACCCAUGGACUUAUCUAAUACAAAAAUUCCAACACCACGAGAAAUGUCCGAAUUGAAGGCACAAAGAGAUGAGGCAUUGAAGAAGGAUUUGUUGAUGAGGAAAUAUAAUAAGCAAAAAGUAUUGCAACGUCAAAUAUUACAGCAACAACAACAACAACAGCAACAACAAAAGCAAAAACAACAACAACAACAGCAGCAGAAACAGCAGCAGAAACAGCAGCAGUAUCAAUCUCAACAAACACCACCGACAGUUUCUCAUACUGGAGAUACCCAGUCACCCUCUAGUAGUUCUCAUCAGAAAAGGGUUUCGUCUGCACGUCUAUCACUGUCACAGUCACCAAGGCAAACACCUAUUGAAGCAGAGGCUAGUUUUAAACAACAUUUAUCUCCUCGUAUUAUCAUUGAAACUUAUGCAAAAAAGCUCAUGCAACAAAAGCUGGAUUUAUCUCCAGAAAUUGCGCUAAAAGCCGCAGAGAAUUAUUACAUCCAAAUAUUCAGACAACAGCAAAUUGCUAAUGGUGAAAAUCACCUCGGCUCUGUUAAUAACGAUAACAAUGGCCAUAUAUUACCUAAUAUUGUCAAUGCAAAAUCUAUAACUAAUUAUGAUAAUAAUAUUUCUGCUAAUAAUAAUAUUUCUACUAAUAAUAAUAUUUCUACUAAUAAUAAUAUUUCUACUAAUAAUAAUAAAAAUACUGACACUUUUAAGGAUGGUUUCAAUGUUUCCAAAUAUAGAACACCUACACCACAAGAAAUUUUACAACAAAGUCAAUCACAUCAACAACAAUUUAUCGGCCCUGUAACAACACCUACGUCACAGGAAAUUAUCCAAAGAUCUCAACAACAACAACAAAUAAUCGCUGAUAGAAAGCCUACAUCGCAAGAAAUUAUUCAGAAAUCACAACAAGGUCGGUCAUAG